CUAGUUGAAAGAAAAAUUUUACUUGCACCGUGUGAUUCCUACAACCUUGAUCUACACUGGACCCACAUUGUUCAAGUUAUUACAACAAAUGAUUACCUUACCCAGACCGAGUACUUUACUGUUUAUGAAAACAUUACUGCUCUUCGAAAAUGUUAG
Paramuricea clavata is the source of this 156-nucleotide messenger RNA. Lineage: Eukaryota; Metazoa; Cnidaria; Anthozoa; Malacalcyonacea; Plexauridae. The record is from the annotation of a GenBank genome assembly.